CCCGCGCCUCCGUGCCACCGCUGCGCCGACGCGGCCGGGGCCGCACGGCUUGGCGAUCUGGCUUCUAGGGUCUUUCUGUAAGGCCACUUUAUUUUCUCAUUCGCUCAUCUGCCAAGGACGGGGACUCGCUGUUGGCGCUUCGGCCUCUUGUUCAUUGAGAAAAAAAAAAAAAAAAAAAAAGGAAAUACUCCGCGUGCGCUUCUGCAAGGGGGCUCGCCUCCAGCCCUGAAACCCGGAGUUGUUCAUCGGCGAGGGACUUGGCUCCGAAUUUUUCGCUCGUAUUUUUCUGUUUUGUUUUGUUUCCUCGCGCCGAUUGCUCGAAAGUUGGACUGAAGCAAAGUUUGGAAAAAAAAGGGGGAAAAAAAGUUUGCAUCGGGGCUGGAUUUAUUUGCACAUCGCAGAAAGAAGAGACUGCAAGGGAGAGGGGUUGGUGCAAAGCCGCGAUCACGGAGUUCAGAUGUGUUCUAAGCCUGCUGGAGUGACCACACUUUCAAGACCUGAUGGAGGCCAGAGCUCAAAGUGGCAACGGGUCCCAGCCUUUGCUGCAGGAGUCCCGUGACGGUGGCAGACAGCGUGGGGAACUGGACCCCAGAGACGCCCUCAGCCAGCAGGUACACGUGUUGUCCCUGGAUCAGAUCAGAGCCAUCCGAAACACCAAUGAGUACACAGAGGGGCCGACUGUGGUGCCAAGACCUGGGCUCAAGCCUGCUCCUCGCCCCUCCACUCAGCACAAACACGAGAGACUCCAUGGUCUGCCUGAGCACCGCCAGCCUCCCCGGGCCCAGCACUCACAGGUCCAUUCUUCUGCACGGGCCCCUCUGUCCAGGUCCAUUAGCACCGUCAGCUCAGGGUCGCGGAGCAGUACCAGGACGAGUACCAGCAGCAGCUCCUCUGAACACAGACUGUUAGGAUCUUCCUUCUCCUCGGGGCUGGUUGCUGAUGGCAUAAUCCGGGUGCAGCCCAAAUCUGAGCUCAAGCCAGGUGAGUUUAAGCCACUGAGCAAGGAAGAUUUGGGCCUGCACGCCUACAGGUGUGAGGACUGUGGCAAGUGCAAAUGUAAGGAGUGCACCUACCCAAGGCCUCUGCCAUCAGACUGGAUCUGCGACAAGCAGUGCCUUUGCUCAGCCCAGAACGUGAUUGACUAUGGGACUUGUGUGUGUUGUGUGAAAGGUCUCUUCUAUCACUGUUCUAAUGAUGAUGAGGACAACUGUGCAGACAACCCUUGUUCUUGCAGCCAGUCUCACUGUUGUACACGAUGGUCAGCCAUGGGUGUUAUGUCUCUCUUUCUGCCUUGUUUAUGGUGUUACCUUCCAGCCAAGGGUUGCCUUAAAUUGUGCCAGGGGUGUUAUGACCGGGUGAACAGGCCUGGAUGCCGUUGUAAAAACUCAAACACAGUUUGCUGCAAAGUUCCCACUGUCCCCCCCAGGAAUUUUGAAAAGCCAACAUAGCACCCUUAAUCAGGAAUAUUACAAUAAUAAGGAUUGUGUCUCUCCCUACCCGUUUUCUUUUUAACAUGCAUAUGAAACCAACUAAACAGUUACAGUUACAGUAUUGGCACUGUUAAUAGAGUUGGCAUAUUCUUUGCUGUUUGCAGUGAGAAGUGUUUUGUCCAAUGUGCCAUUUUAACUGAUAUACUUGGUAGAACUCAGCUAAUGGAGCUCAAAGAAUGGGAUACAGAACUGGGUGACCCACACAUUGCAUAAGCUAAAGCAACACAGACACUCCUAGGCAGAAAUUUUUGUUUGUGAAUAGUACUUGCAAAAUUUGUAAAUUAGCAAAUGACCUUUUUUCCAUUGUCUUCUCCAGAGAUAAUGUGCUAUAUUUUUGUAUAUACAGUAAUAUUUGCAACUGUGAAAAACAAGUUGUGCCAUACAUGGCACAGUCACAAAAUAUUAUACUAAUAUGUUGUACAUUCGGAAGAAUGUGAAUCAAUCAGUAUGUUUUUAGAUUGUAUUUUGCCUUACAGAAAGCCUUUAUUGUAAGACUUUGAUUUCCCUUUGGACUUCAUGUAUAUUGUACAGUUACAGUAAAAUUCAACCUUUAUUUUCUAAUUUUUUCAACAUAUUGUUUAGUGUAAAGAAUAUUUAUUUGAAGUUUUAUUAUUUUAUAAAAAAGAAUAUUUAUUUUAAGAGGCAUCUUACAAAUUUUGCCCCUUUUAUGAGGAUGUGAUUGUUGCUGCAAAUGAGGGGUUACAGAUGCAUAUGUUCAAUAUAAAAUAGAAAAUAUAUUAACGUUUGAAAUUAAACUGAGCUGUUUUGUCUUAUUGUAAUACCUUUUCUUUCUUUCUGCAAAGUUCAAGAAUGAAUGUUAAGGCUGGCAUGUUAGUGAAAUAGUUUCACUUAUCUAUCUAUAGGGCUGUUUUUGUCUUGGGAUUGCUGCUUUAAAGUUUGUUUUUUUUUUUUUUUUUUUUUUUUUUUCCCCAAUCAAAAUAGAACUCAAUGUUUGACUCGCCUGUAUUAAUCACAUGAGAGCUUAUUUUGGCUAUAUUUUCCCUCCUGUUACUCCCUUUGUUUUUCAGAUUUUCUGACUUUUCUUUGUUUUGCAGAUAGAAACCUUGAACUGAUUUAUUCAUGAGCCUUUCCUAAAAGAUUAACAAUCAGACUUGCACCCCAUAGACAGUAAUAAGAAUGAAUGCCGUGGAGAUAACUCAAAACAGAGGAAGAUGUUUAAUUCAACAAACAUUUACUAAAUGUUGCCCGUAUGUCAAUCAUGGCAUAUAGAGAAAUCAAGUCUUUUAAUUGAGGCAAAAAUGGUUUCCUGACAACUAUUUAUGUCCCUGUUUUUUCUGAUUGAUUUGACUUUAGACUCUGCAAGUCAUCACCAUCACCUCAAAUUUCCUAUUAGAAAAGACAAGAAAAAUUAUAACUUGCUGCGAUUCAGGUAUUUGUUAUCAUGAACUUUCAUCCUAUACUGGUCUUGUAAUUCAAACCCAAGUAGGCCACCUUAGCCCUGACUUAUGUAAUCAAGUAACCUGGAAAACUGUUAGAUUUUACUCUGAGUGGAAGACGCAUUAUGGCAAAAUAUCACUGUAUUUGGAAUUGUCUUUUGAGAACACAGACACAGCAAGCUACUACAAGACUAUUUUGACAAAAAUUAGGUUUUCUUAAGUCACUUGAUUAGUCACUUUGUGGCUGAUUUUUUUUUUCCAAAAGCACAAAUUCUGCCAAGAAUAACCGGAAGUCUAGGAAAUGAUUUACCUGUUAUUAUUGUUUAAUCUCUUGUUUCCUGUUCUGAAGUUCCUCUUGGUUUAAGAGGUCUUAGAACAGGUUGUCUUCUGUUUUGUUUUGUGUUUUAAAAUUGGCUUUCCAGGAACUAUAUCAGCCCCCCAAAUCAGACGUUUACUCUGGCUCUUCAGUUUCUCUGAACUUCAUCCAAGAAACACAAGGUUAAAUUAACUUAGA
Lepus europaeus (European hare) is the source of this 3401-nucleotide messenger RNA. RefSeq names its product sprouty RTK signaling antagonist 2 (gene SPRY2). The record is from RefSeq and is a predicted model, not a curated record. Gene Ontology annotation, cellular component: cytosol; membrane. NCBI's taxonomy places the organism in Eukaryota, Metazoa, Chordata, Mammalia, Lagomorpha, Leporidae. The coding region runs from base 501 to 1448 and encodes 315 amino acids. Gene Ontology annotation, biological process: multicellular organism development; negative regulation of Ras protein signal transduction; animal organ development. The transcript is spliced from 2 exons.